Molecule: messenger RNA, 652 nt
Organism: Eubalaena glacialis (North Atlantic right whale)
Lineage: Eukaryota; Metazoa; Chordata; Mammalia; Artiodactyla; Balaenidae
Product: putative zinc finger protein 826
Exons: 3
Coding region: 74-652 (192 amino acids)
Source: RefSeq, a predicted model, not a curated record
CAUACUGGAGAGAAACCUUACAAAUGUAUUGUGUGUGGCAGAGCCUUUACCAUGCGAUCAAAUCUUACUCAACAUGAGACAAUCCAUACUGGAGAGAAACCUUACAAAUGUAAUGAGUGUGGCAGAGCUUUUACCCAAUUUUCACGCCUUACUAGGCAUCAGAAAAUGCAUGCUGGGGAGAAACCACACAAAUGUAAUGUGUGCAGCAAGGCUUUUAUUGAACUUUCACAACUUUGGGGUCAUGAGAGAAUUCAUACUGGUGAGAAACCACACAAAUGUAACGUGUGUGGCAAGGGAUUUACCCAACGUUCAAGCCUUAUGGCACAUCAGAGAAUUCAUACAGGAGAAAAAUCUUAUAAAUGUAAAGACUGUGAUAAGAACUCACACUGGAGAGAAACCUUACAAAUGUAACGAGUGUGGCAAAGCUUUUACAAUGCGUUCAUAUCUUACUCAACAUAAAACAAUCCACACUGGAGAGAAACCUUACAAAUGUAAUCAGUGUGGCAAAGCUUAUACCCAAUUUUAUGAUACCAGAGACACCUAUCAGAGGACACCUGGAGUCUACCCCAAACCGAUGCUUGGUACCAGCAUGGGUCCUUUGAGACGCAUCCACUUCUCGGUACUCCUCAGCAGCUUUGGUGAUUUCUCCUGA